Didymosphaeria variabile is the source of this 1713-nucleotide messenger RNA. RefSeq names its product fructose symporter (gene HXT4). Gene Ontology annotation, molecular function: myo-inositol:proton symporter activity. Gene Ontology annotation, biological process: transmembrane transport. Gene Ontology annotation, cellular component: membrane. The transcript has 2 exons. The record is from RefSeq and is a predicted model, not a curated record. The coding region runs from base 1 to 1713 and encodes 570 amino acids. NCBI's taxonomy places the organism in Eukaryota, Fungi, Ascomycota, Dothideomycetes, Pleosporales, Didymosphaeriaceae.
AUGGACGAGAAAGAAGUAAAAGCCCCGGCUCUCGAGAGCACGGCUACGACUCCUCGCAAUCUUUCCAAGAGUGAGAUCGAGAUCGCCCCCAAGGAAGGCUAUGAAGCACCCAAGGCAAAGGCUGAGCAGCUCGAGAAUGCUCGUGGCGAUGAGUCCGACAACCUCAUCCACGAUCUCGAGAGGGAGCUCGAAGCGAGCGGUUACAAGAAGGGUUUCCUUGACAUGGAGUUCAAGAACACGAAGCACUUCACCUGGAUCCUGGUAGCCUUCGCCUCCAUGGGAGGUCUGCUCUCCGGUCUGGAUCAGAGUCUGAUUUCCGGCGCGAAUUUGACGCUGCCGCGAGAUCUCGACUUCUCUGCCCAGCAGAACUCCAUGGUCAACUCUGGCAUGCCCCUAGGAGCUGUCGCCGGUGCUUUCCUUAUCUCGCCGUGCAACGAAUACUUCGGUCGACGAUGGGCCAUCAUCAUCUCCUGCAUCUUGUACACAAUUGGCGCUGCACUUGAAGCCGGUGCCGUCAGCUACGGUAUGAUGGUUGCCGGUCGUGUCAUUCUCGGAGCCGGUGUCGGUCUCGAGGGUGGAACUGUCCCUGUCUACGUCGCCGAAACCGUCGAGGCCCGCAUGCGAGGUAACCUCGUCUCCCUGUACCAGUUCAUGAUUGCCCUCGGCGAAGUUCUUGGCUAUGCUGUUGCUGCCAUGUUCAUCACCGUCAACGGUAGCUGGCGCUACAUCCUUGGUAGUUCGCUCAUCUUCAGUACCAUCAUGGGUGUUGGAAUUCUCUUCAUGCCAGAGUCACCCAGAUUCCUGAUGCACAAGGGCAAGACUCUUGAGGCCUUCAAGGUCUGGAAGCGCAUUCGAGGUAUUGAGACCCGCGAAGCGCGAGAGGAAUUCUUCAUCAUGAAGAUCAGUACCGAAGAAGAGGAAGCUGAGGUCAAUGCUGGCCGCACCAACAAAUUUCCCUGGAUGGAUUUCUUCACCAAACCUCGCGCUCGCAGGGCGAUUAUCUACGCCAAUAUCAUGAUCUUCUUGGGUCAGUUCACCGGAAUUAAUGCGAUCAUGUACUACAUGAGUGUUCUCAUGAGCCAGGUUGGCUUCGACACUUAUGACGCGACCUACAUGUCCCUGGUAGGAGGUGGAUCCCUUCUCAUCGGUACGAUUCCCGCCAUCUUCCUCAUGGAAACCUGCGGACGUCGCUUUUGGGCUAUUGCUAUGUUGCCGGGAUUCUUCAUCGGUCUCGUUCUGGUUGGUAUCAGCUACCAACUCAACACUCUUUCCGCACAAUUGGGCGUCUAUCUUACUGGUCUUAUCCUCUACGAGCUAUUCUUCGGUUCGUACGCUGCGCUCACCUGGGUCGUUCCCUCUGAAGUGUACCCCACCUACCUCCGUUCGUACGGUAUGACGACCUCUACCGGAUGGCUCUUCCUCUCCUCUUUCAUUGUCACGUAUAACUUUACUGGCAUGCAGAACGCCAUGACUAAGACUGGUCUGUCGCUUGGAUUCUACGGCGGUAUCGCUGUGGUUGGAUGGUUCUACCAGAUCUUCUUCAUGCCUGAGACUAAGGACAAGACCCUUGAGGAGAUCGACCAGCUAUUCCAGAAGCCGACCAGGCAGUUGGUCAGAGAGAACGCGAAGAGCGCGAUGGAGGUCACUAAUGACCUGCUUCACUUCCGCUUUCACAAGGUGUUCAUUCAGAACAACCGACGUGGCGCCGAGUAG